Molecule: messenger RNA, 1785 nt
Organism: Corvus hawaiiensis (hawaiian crow)
Lineage: Eukaryota; Metazoa; Chordata; Aves; Passeriformes; Corvidae
Gene: PMM2
Product: phosphomannomutase 2
Exons: 8
Coding region: 36-779 (247 amino acids)
Biological process (GO): GDP-mannose biosynthetic process; protein N-linked glycosylation; mannose metabolic process
Cellular component (GO): cytosol
Molecular function (GO): phosphomannomutase activity
Source: RefSeq, a predicted model, not a curated record
UCCGCGAGGGGCGGCCCCGCCAGCCCGCGCCCGCCAUGGAGCCGCCGCCCUCAGCGCUCUGCCUGUUCGACGUGGAUGGGACCCUCACGGCCCCGCGCCAGAAAAUCUCGGCGGAGAUGGCGGCGUUCGUGCAGCGGCUGCGGCAGAAGGUGAAGGUGGGAGUGGUGGGCGGCUCGGACUUCGCCAAGAUCCGCGAGCAGCUGGGCGAGGACGUGAUUGAAAAAUAUGACUAUGUGUUUCCAGAAAACGGCCUGGUAGCAUAUAAAGAUGGGAAGUUCUUGAGCAAGCAGAGCAUUCAGGGCCACCUGGGCGAGGACAUCCUUCAAGAUGUCAUCAACUACUGCCUGAGCUACAUUGCAAAGAUUAAACUGCCAAAGAAGAGAGGCACUUUCAUUGAGUUCCGAAAUGGGAUGUUAAAUGUGUCCCCCAUUGGAAGAAGCUGCAGCCAGGAAGAACGACUUGAGUUCUAUGAACUUGAUAAAAAGGAGCAUAUAAGAGAGAAAUUUGUAGCUGAUCUACAAAGAGAAUUUGCAGGCAAAGGCCUCACAUUUUCUAUAGGAGGGCAGAUCAGCAUCGAUGUGUUUCCAGAUGGCUGGGAUAAAAGGUACUGCUUAGGAAUUGUUGCCAAGGAUGGAUACAAGACUAUUUAUUUCUUUGGAGACAAGACCAUGCCAGGAGGGAAUGACUAUGAAAUUUUCACAGACUCCAGAACAGAAGGCCACAGUGUCACAUCCCCACAGGAUACAAGAAGAAUCUGUGAAGAGCUAUUUUUUAAAUAAAAGACUUUUAGAAUUCACACUUCCAAGAUGGUUAAAACAGCAAAAUAACUUGAAACAUCAUCUUCAUUCUGUAUUGGUUUUUUGUAUUUGGUCAUGAAUAGCAGGUGCUUUGCAGGUCAGUCAUUACUGAAGGGAAAUGUUUCAGUUGAAGACCCCUUGCUGGCUGAGGGAACACAGCAGAGCUCAUUUAGCACCAGUCACAUGAGUACUUUGUUUUCUUUCUGUUUGGUUGUGGGGUUGGGUUAUAUUUUGGGUUGGUUUUUAAGAUACCUGUAAGUUUUCUUACCAAAUUAAUUACAAUUUAGGGGGGGAAUGGGAGGCAUAAUCUGCCUCUGGUUGAUUCACGGUCUCAAAAUUGACCUGCAAUGCUUGAUCCCUAGUUUUUUAUGUUGAAGCUGCUUUUUAAAAGAUGCAGUUGGUUUUUUUUAAAAUACUUACCUUCUGCUAAGUGAAUUAACAUGAAUUAUAAGACAGGUGGGAUUGUCUUGUCUAAAACUGGAAGAUGAGUAGAAGGGAAAGGUUUUAUUUCUUCCUGGGGGUGGGAAGAUGGAACUGAGACAGAAGUCCCUGACCACCAGCCCUGGCAACGCUGGGCCAGCUGGUGCCAAAGUUCCCUCCUCAGGGUGGAUUUGGUGCCAAGGCACAAUCAGGCCAUGGUACCUACACUCUUUGCAGAACAAAUCUAAAAAAUAAUUAGUAAAAAUUAAUUAAAAUAAUUUCACAUCAGCAAAAUCUAUUUCUGUCACUUUCUGAUCAUAUUCUGAGAUUCCUGAUUAAGGAAUUAAGGGUAGGUGAGAUUUUUCGUACUACAAAAAUGACCUAAAUUAUGUUUCUAUUAAAAAUCAAAUCAAUGCCUGACACUUUGUGUAACUGUUAAUGUUACUUUUCUCAUCUGCCAUUAGGAAAGUAAUCUUGAGUUAUGAAUGGUUUGAGAAUAAAAUCUCAUUUUAUCAUGAAAAAAUACUGUUCUAAUUGUCAUCUUGGCAAAUAAAAUACUUAAAGCAGU